AUGUCUCCGUCUACACCUGCAUACCACUACGUCCUCUACCAAGGAUGUGGAGAAACGCAGGUGGGCUGGCAUGGAGAGACAUACUGCCUGGUUGGUGGCUACCGACUCUAUGGAGAUGCUCCCUUGCCCACUCCACCAAAGGCCAAAGCAGAAAAGCCAGCAGAGAAGCCAGCCCAGAAGCCAAACCAGAGAGGCAGAGGGGCUCCCAAGAAACGCCGAGCUCCAGCAGAGACAGAAAAGACCCUGGGCUGUCCCAGGCCCAAAAUUCCUGCCAAGAAAGCAUUGCCACAGAAGCUGGCUGGCUAA
Marmota monax (woodchuck) is the source of this 306-nucleotide messenger RNA. RefSeq names its product DPEP2 neighbor protein-like. NCBI's taxonomy places the organism in Eukaryota, Metazoa, Chordata, Mammalia, Rodentia, Sciuridae. The transcript has a single exon. The record is from RefSeq and is a predicted model, not a curated record. Bases 1 to 306 code for a protein of 101 amino acids.